UGUUUAUAUAGUUAUGUGAAAAUAGUAUUUUUCUUUCGAGUAAAACAUUAUAUUGCAUUUAAUGAAACAAAUAUAUAUAUCUUUUAAACCUAACAAUGCCGGAACGAAUUGAAAUCGGUGUUAUCCCUGACAAUUUAAGGCACGAGGAAACCAUUGUCCAAAUAGCAGAAGCUCUUGAUAAUUUAGAUUCUGCAGUUACUUAUAUAUUUGAAUGCAUCGAUAAAAGGCUUUUUGAAAAUGGUCAAAGGUUGUCAAAUGUUAAAGAUAGGGCUACAAAACUUCAAGAUCGCUUACAAUAUUUACAAAAUAACUUAAACUUAAAAGCUGUCAAAAUGUAUUCUGCUGCAAAAUAUCCUGCUUGUGAUGCAUACAAAGAAUAUGAGAUGGCUAUACCACCUCAGUAUAAUAACAUUAAUAAUAUCCCAAAGGUUUAUAAAUGUUCUGUACCUAUAAAGGAUGUGCCUGAAACAUAUUUAUCUUCUAAUUGUAAAACAGAAGAUGGUCAAUAUGUGGCAAAUAAUAAUUUGCAAGAAAAGUUACAAUUUUAUCAUGUUAGAUCUAAACCUAAUAAAAAAGUUUACAUGGAUAACAGUGACGUAUCAUUUCCUCCUCAUAUGUCUUCAAUUAGUGCACUGUUGUUCAACAGUAUGGAUAAUCCUUAUAAAAUAUGUACGAAACAAACUUCUCAGAAAACAAGUGACAAGCAACAAAUUGAAGAUGCACCAGAUUCGAUUAUACAACCAUGGUUAUCAUUGGAAAUGGAUUCAUCUAGUAGUUAUCUUUACACACCAACUUUAGGCGAAGUGCCACAGAUAAAUGUACCACUAACACUUCCAGAUUUACCUGGAAUUGUGGAUGAUGAAAAAUUCAUUUUAGACCUCAAUUCUCAAAGUCCUAUUGCUCCUUCUUCAGCCGUGACUACGCCUACUGUUCGGCUUGAUCUACCAACUCCAACUACAGCAGUGGAUGAAAAAGAUUCAAGUGUAAAACUUGACCAAACUAUACCAAAUUUACCUGGCUUCGUUAACAACGAUUUCACGAAAGAUUCUAUUGAACAUGCACCACUUCCUCCUCCUCCUCCUCCUCCUCCUCCUCCUCUUUCACCACAACCAUUAUUAAUCUCGUCUGACACAUCGACUUUGAGCUCCGAGAUCGAUCACCGUUCGUCAUUAGUUUCAUCAUCGUUGAUCCCCUCGAUUCCACCACCACCUCCGCCACCACCUCCGCCACCACCUCCACCAGCUCCAUCUAAAACUACUGUUUCAGUUUCUCAGACAAUGGAUUUGGAAAAGAAACAGACCGCUAAAGAACAGAGCAAAGCGACAAAGUUGGAUGAUCGGUCGAAUUUAAUGGCAGCGAUUCGUAACGCUGGUGGCAUAGGGAGGGCAAAAUUAAGACACACAGUACCGCCAGAAGAAAAAGGGAAUCGUUGGUCCUCCGCGUCUGUUGGAGGAGAUUUAAUGGCUGAUUUGCACGCAAAAUUAGCACUUAGAAGAAAAGGAAUUGCUGGGUCUGGCGGUAGCGCUUUGGAAAGGAUGUCCAGCAUGAUUCCUCCUCCUCCUAAACCAAGCGAUGCGACUGCAUCAGAUAGACAUUCGGCUACCAGCGAGUACGAUUCCCAACCAGAUACCGAUGAUUGGGACGAGUAG
Messenger RNA from Habropoda laboriosa, 1649 nucleotides. Its product is annotated as WAS protein family homolog 1-like. The record is from RefSeq and is a predicted model, not a curated record. The transcript has 4 exons. Gene Ontology annotation, biological process: endocytic recycling; exocytosis; Arp2/3 complex-mediated actin nucleation. Gene Ontology annotation, molecular function: alpha-tubulin binding; gamma-tubulin binding; actin binding. Gene Ontology annotation, cellular component: recycling endosome; early endosome; WASH complex. Bases 96 to 1649 code for a protein of 517 amino acids. Lineage: Eukaryota; Metazoa; Arthropoda; Insecta; Hymenoptera; Apidae.